AUGCCACCGAAGCGCAAGCUUGACAGUGAAGAAGGAGACGAAGAUGUUGGCCCAGCCAGACCAGAUACGCCGCCGAAGAGGACCAGGGUGAUGGGACCGGCACUUCCGCCGCCCAGCUCACGACCAGAGAGUGAUAAAGAUGAAGACGACGAUGAAGAUGAAGAAGAUGAUAGUGAUGACGAAUAUGGGCCUUCCCUCCCUCCUCCGGCCUCCUCGACCUCUGCCGUAAAGCAUGAGACGCCCACGGAGCCCAUACCAGGCAGCGCAGAGCCCGAACCAGAAGUGAUCAAACGAGACGACUGGAUGUUGAAACCACCCGAUCAGCUCAACCUCUCGGCCCGUAUGGACCCUACAAAGCUGAAGAACCGAAAGUUCAACACGGGCAAUCCUGCGCGGCCGGGAGCCUCGAAGGCUGGCGGGCCGUCGAACACCUGGACCGAGACCGUGGAGGAGAAGAGAAAGCGCCUGCAGAAUGAAGUCAUGGGCAUACAGGCCCCGGCCGCUGCGUCGGCUGCGUCUGAACAGGACCCUGCAAAGGCAUUGGCGGCCGAACGUGCAGAGAAGAUGUCAAAACAUAUUCGCGAGUAUAACGAAAACAAUAGGAACAAAUCACUGUACUCCCAGCAUAAAACUAGCGCGGAAGAGCAAGAGAAGGACGACCCGAGUGCUCGAGCGUUCGACAAGGAGAAGGAUAUCAGGGCUCCGUCGAAGAUCAGCCAUUCUCAACGCAGAGAGAUGCUCAACAAGGCUGCCGACUUUAACUCACGCUUUUCCGGUGGGAGUUUUCUAUAG
Molecule: messenger RNA, 792 nt
Organism: Microsporum canis CBS 113480
Lineage: Eukaryota; Fungi; Ascomycota; Eurotiomycetes; Onygenales; Arthrodermataceae
Exons: 2
Coding region: 1-792 (263 amino acids)
Source: RefSeq, a predicted model, not a curated record